Messenger RNA from Symbiodinium sp. CCMP2456, 169 nucleotides. The record is from the annotation of a GenBank genome assembly. NCBI's taxonomy places the organism in Eukaryota, Dinophyceae, Suessiales, Symbiodiniaceae.
GCAAGCCGACAAGCGCUACACCUCGGGUAUCGACAUCGAAAUCACCUUCGACGAGAAGGCGGCCAUUUCACCAGAAGCCGACAACGGCGACAUCCCGCAGAUGGGGGGUGUCAUUGAGCCGUUGGAAUCCCUCGCCUCCAUCGAGCGCCAGGCGCCCCGCAAGGUUUAA